Messenger RNA from Pseudopodoces humilis (Tibetan ground-tit), 4267 nucleotides. It is a transcript of the gene TBCD, whose product is annotated as tubulin folding cofactor D. Lineage: Eukaryota; Metazoa; Chordata; Aves; Passeriformes; Paridae. Gene Ontology annotation, cellular component: lateral plasma membrane. Gene Ontology annotation, biological process: adherens junction assembly; tubulin complex assembly; microtubule cytoskeleton organization. The record is from RefSeq and is a predicted model, not a curated record. Gene Ontology annotation, molecular function: beta-tubulin binding; GTPase activator activity.
CAUCCUGGACAGCUUCACCGAGAGCCGGGAGGUCGCGGAGCUCAUCGGGAACCUGAGGGAAGUGUUCGGGGAGCUGGUGACAAGGGAAAUGGCCGUGGAACGGUUCAUAGGCAUAAUGGACAAGUACCAGGAACAGCCUCACCUUUUGGAUCGCCACUUAGAGGGGAUGAUGAAUUCCUUGUUGGCAAUAAUACAGGACAGUGGAUCUCCUCCCCCACUAGUUCACUUGGCUUUUAAAUUUCUCUACAUCAUUGCAAAGGUGAGAGGGUACAAACGUUUCCUGUCACUGUUCCCUCAUGAAGUCCGGGACCUGCAGCCCGUUUUGGAUAUGCUUGCAAAGCAGAACCCAAGAGACCCUGAGACUUGGGAAACUCGCUACAUGCUGUUAUUGUGGCUGUCCAUGAUCUGCCUGAUCCCUUUUGAUCUGGCCCGUUUUGAUGGAAACCUCGUUUCUGUGGAAGGGCAGGCUCGGCAGCCAACAAUGGAUCGCAUCCUGGAAAUAGCAAAGUGUUACCUGGUUGUCAGUGACAAGGCUCGGGAUGCAGCUGCUGUGCUGGUGUCCAAGUUUAUUGUCCGCCCUGAUGUCAGGCAAAGCAGGAUGGCAGAUUUCCUGGACUGGGUGCUCUCCAUGUUAUCCAAAUCCUCCUCCCAGACCAUGGAGGGCACUGUCAUUCUCAACGGCAUGCUCCAGGCCCUGGCACAGCUGUUUAAACAUGGCAAGAGAGAAGACUGUUUACCAUACGCUGCUACUGUUCUCGAGUGUCUUGAUAACUGCAAGCUGUCAGAAAGCAAUCAGAUGGUUCUGCGCAAGCUGGGCAUGAAACUGGUCCAGCGACUUGGACUGACUUUUGUGAAACCAAAAGUAGCAAAGUGGAGGUACCAGCGUGGCCGUCGGUCUCUGGCUGCCAACCUGCAGGCUCAAGGGGCAGCUGUGCAGAACCAAAAGAGAGAAGUUGCUGCUGAUGAAGCUGGUGAUGAUGAUGAUGAUGAUGAGGAAUAUGACAUUCCAGGAGAGAUUGAAAACGUUGUAGAACAAUUGUUGGUUGGCCUGAAAGACAAAGACACCAUCGUCAGGUGGUCUGCAGCCAAAGGAAUUGGUAGAAUAACUGGAAGACUUCCAAAAGAAUUAGCAGAUGAUGUGAUUGGGUCUCUGUUGGACUGUUUUAGUUUCCAGGAAACAGACAACGCGUGGCACGGUGGGUGCCUGGCCCUGGCUGAGCUGGGCAGGAGAGGAUUGCUGCUCCCUUCCCGAAUUUCAGAUGUGGUUCCUGUGAUGCUGAAGGCGCUGACGUACGAUGAGAAGAGGGGGGCGUGCAGCGUGGGCUCCAACGUCAGGGACGCGGCGUGUUACGUGUGCUGGGCCUUCGCUCGUGCCUAUGAACCUGCUGAGCUCAUCCCCUUCAUCAACCACAUCUCAAGUGCACUGGUUAUUGCUGCAGUAUUUGAUCGUGAUGUUAAUUGCAGAAGAGCUGCUUCUGCUGCCUUCCAGGAGAAUGUUGGGAGACAGGGCACUUUUCCCCAUGGCAUCGACAUUCUCACUGCAGCUGAUUAUUUUGCUGUUGGGAACAGAGUUAACUGUUACUUGACUAUAAGUGUGUAUAUUGCUGGCUUUCCUGAGUAUACACAGCCAAUGAUUGAUCAUUUAGUUAACAUGAAGAUUAACCAUUGGGAUAGUGUUAUUCGAGAACUUUCAACCAAAGCUCUGCAUAACAUCACUCCCCAGGCCCCCGAGUACAUGGCAAACGUGGUUUUGCCAAGACUUCUGCCUUUAUCAGUGGGCUCAGAUCUGCACACACGCCAUGGGGCAAUCCUUGCCUGUGCUGAGAUCACCCAUGCUCUGUGUAAACUGGCACAAGAGAAUAAUAGAUCUGUAACGUACUAUUUCAGUGAAAAAACAUUGGAGGGACUCAAGCAAAUUCACCAAGAGCUUUGCAGUCGUCAGUUGUACAGGGGUUUAGGAGGAGAACUGAUGAGACCGGCUGUCUGCACUUUAAUUGAAAAGUUGUCGCUAUCAAAAAUGCCAUUUAGAGGAGAUCCAAUCAUCGGAGGUUGGCAGUGGUUAAUAAAUGACAGUCUAAGACAUCUCACUCUUGUUUCCAGUGCUGCACGACAGCAUAUAAAGGAGUCUGCAGUGUCUGCUCUGGCCGCGCUGUGCAAUGAAUUUUACAUCAACGAGAGGGGAGAAGCUGAUCCAGCUCUGCAGGAUGAGCUGGUGACACAGUACAUUUCAGAACUACAAAAUGCAGAGGAAAUGAUUCGUUGUGGCUUUUCACGAGCUCUUGGGGCCCUUCCAAGAUUUGUGCUGAAGGGCAGGCUCCAACAGGUUUUGGAAGGUUUAAAAAAAGUUACAAUAAUUUCCCCUGAAGACGUGAGCUUUGCUGAAUCCAGGAGAGAUGCCUUAAUAGCAAUUGCAAAGGUUUGCCAGACAAUGGGUGUGAAGGGAGAUGGAUCCCAGCAGGAAUAUGUCUGCAGGGAUAACGUUGAUCACAUUUAUGCCACGCUGCUCACCGGUGUGACCGACUACACCACCGACAGCCGGGGUGAUGUUGGAGGAUGGGUGCGUGAAGCUGCCAUGACCAGCUUGAUGGAGGUGACGCUGCUGCUGGUGCAGAACGAGGCAGAGCUAAUUAAUGCCAGCAUCUGCAAGCAGAUUAUGUGCUGGCUGGCUCAACAGUCAGCUGAAAAAAUAGAUAAAUUCCGAGCUCAUGCAGGAUCUGUGUUCCUUACCCUUUUGCACUUUGACCAUCCUCCAGUUCCACACAUCCCUCAUCGAGAAGAGCUAGAGAGGAUAUUUCCAAGGUCGGAGAAGGAGACGCUGAACUGGAACGCGGCAUCGGAAGCUUUCCCUCGGAUCACGCAGCUCCUGGGGCUGCCAGCCUACCAGUACUACGUGCUGCUGGGGCUCUCUGUGUCUGUGGGGGGCCUGACAGAGACCACGCUCAGAUACUCUGCCCAGAGCCUGUUUGACUACAUGAAGAAAAUCCAGAGUGACCCCAGUGCUUUGGAGAGUUUUUGUGAGACGCUGCUCAAGGUCUUUGAGGACAACCUGCGGAAUGACCGGGUGUCUGUACCUCUGCUGACAAUGCUGGACCAGAUGCUGGCCAAUGGCUGUUUUGAUAUGUUCACUGAGCAGGAGAACCAUCCCUUCCCAGUGAAGCUGUUCACCCUCUGUAAAGAAGAGAUCAAAAGGUCCAAAGACAUCCGGAAGCUUCGCUCCAGCAUAGGAGUAUUUUGUGGCCUGAUUCAAUUUCAAGGAGACAUGAGAGAGAAAGUUUUCUUCCAGUUGUUCCUCCUCCUUUGCCAUCCCUUUCCUAUCAUCCGGAAGACGACGGCGAGCCAGGUGUAUGAGAUGCUGCUCACCUACAGCGACGUGGUGGACCCAGCCAUCGUGGAGCAGGCCAUGGGCAUCCUCAGUGACACCAACUGGGAAGCAGAGCUGCCCGUGGUGAGGGAGAGACGAAACUGCCUCUGUGACCUGCUGCAAGUGCCCCGACCCCAGCUGGUGACCAAGAGCUCAGCAUGAGGAGGAGCCCUGGCUGCUGGGCUGUCCUGGAGCUCGUGGUUCCUGUGCUGCCAGGAUGGGAAGAGGCUGAGCUGUGGCUGGAUCCCCACAUGCUGGAUCUCAGCAGAGCUGCACAGGACCCUGCACUGCUGCACAGGAGAGGCAGAGCCUGUCUGAAAGCACAGAUGUGCCACAGGAAGACAACCAAAAUUCCAUGUUUUCAAUUUUUAAUGUUGCUGUCUGGCAGGUUCUUGUCAUGCUCUGUCACACUGACCUGUCUGGUUUGGUGUCAGUGGUUUGUGACUGAACGAAGCCUGUGCUUCUACACACACCAAGAAUUAAACCUGACCUGCUGCACUGGUCUCUUCAAGAUUUAUUUUUCAGAGUGAGAAUGGCAACACUCAGUGAUGCUGAAAUCACCCUGAGCAUCAAGUGUCUCUGUGGAAAAGUCUGUCAUUCCUAUGUCACAGUCAAACAAAAACCCCAGGUUUCACUUCAGCUGAUGUCAAAGCCUCUCCUACCAGCUCGUUAUGUAACUGAUUCAGGCAAAUUGUUUUUGUGGUACACUCAGUUUUGAAGCAGGUGACUCAGUUCUUCAAGCAGCUGCCAGGAAUCCAGCUCAUUUCUUACCCCUUACGAAAUGAAAUAGCUUCAAAAUUGAUCUUUAGUGAGGUCAGUGGGAUGGGGAGGUCAAAUGCACAGGCCACAUCAUAUUGUAAUUACACUGUUAUUUUAUGGCUGUAAUUAAAUCCCACUAUCCCAACA